AAUUCGGAUACAAAUGUCAAUUGGGUAUUCUGGGAAUAUUUUGAAUUGUUAUAUUUCAGUUUUUCAGACCAGAGAGCAAUAUCUAGUAGAUACGCCUGUCCACCGAGGCCGUUCGUUUACUGGCUCAAGGCUUGGCUUCCAAUAGACGUCGGAAUCCUCGGAGCUUUUACGUUGAUAUAUCGAAAAUUUAUAUCCGGAUCUGGCCUUCUUCUUGACAAAAAUGGAUACAAAUUCCUACCAGGCCCCAGAUUUGGCGUCCGUCUUGAGAACGCUUGCUCAAUAUGCGCCGCCUGUACCGAACACUUCUGAGGCCGCAUUGAAUCAUAAUGUAUCCGCGAAUACAGAGGCUACCGGAGACGACGACUACGAGCCUAUUGAGGACCCUGGAUCAUUUUCCGCUCCGCAGGCCUUUUCAGCGAGCCAUUGGACCCCCAGCACGAACUUGAUUACUGCUCCAACCACUACUACUGAUGGUGCUCCUCAGUCAUAUUAUCAAAAUGGCCAUGGAGCUACCGGCAGAACGACAGGCACAAGCACUCCCCAGCAUAGCGCGACACCUAUUCCUGGGCCUACGCCUACUCCUUCGGCAGUCGAUCCGUCGACUAUCACCGACUGGUCUACCGCGCUCAAGUGCGUAAUGAAGACUGUAGCUCGCAGUGAAGCUAUUCAAGUCCGAGUUCGAAAGAUGAUACAAGUUCAACAUGAUCAUGAAAAACAAUGGUUCGAAGGACGAAAAGCUCUCCUAGAGAAGCAGAGUGCACGUGCUGAAGGAAAGAAGAAGUUGGAUGCUGUGCUACUCUCUGUCGGCGGCAUCGUUCCUACAAGCAGUACCGUAUCCACCCCCGAGGACGACGCAGCCGAGAUAAAGCGCUACGACAUCAAAGUCCACCGCGCCGCCACAGAAAUGGUCAAGGCCAUGACCACUGAACUAGAACAUCUCGGGAUCCCAUUUUUUGGAACGAAAUCUCAUUUAAUUGUCGCUCGGUCCUCUGCCGACGGCCACACCCCGACUUCUUCAGGGCCCGGACCGGGGCAGGGACAGGGACAGCUACAGCUACAGCAGGCUCUGACAGCGACAGAACUAAACAAACUACAGCGGCGAAUGCUUGAGCUCUUGGAAGAUAUGUGUAAGGAGUGAGUAAUUUGAGUAUAUGGGGAAAAGGGUAUGCGGGACGAAAGAAAUUCGCGGG
Messenger RNA from Xylona heveae TC161, 1190 nucleotides. RefSeq lists its product as hypothetical. The record is from RefSeq and is a predicted model, not a curated record. Bases 221 to 1138 code for a protein of 305 amino acids. The transcript is spliced from 5 exons. Lineage: Eukaryota; Fungi; Ascomycota; Xylonomycetes; Xylonales; Xylonaceae.